Molecule: messenger RNA, 1534 nt
Organism: Salvelinus sp. IW2-2015
Lineage: Eukaryota; Metazoa; Chordata; Actinopteri; Salmoniformes; Salmonidae
Source: RefSeq, a predicted model, not a curated record
UAAUAUCCCGUGAUGCAUUUGUUCUCUCAUUGAGUUUAACCUGAAUCUGAGUUAACGUUAGUUGAAGAUCGAAGACACGUCCGAGUCGACUAUUCUUUCUGUAUUAGGCUAAGGAAUCUACGUGUGAAAGAAAUGACAUCAUGAGACAAUGUUGCUGUCCAUGUAGGAGUCAAACAAGAACAACAAAGCGCAUGUCAUGUGAGAGUAACACAUCCCUGGAGGCACGAUGCUAGCCACACAGACCCCAGAUACGGGGCCAGAGGCGGAAGACGUCAAGCAGUGGAUCAAAGAGAAGUUGGCGUGGUCACUCAAGGCUCUGCAGAAGCGCUACGUGAUGACCGAUGCCGUGGUAACCAGCGAGGAUGGCGACGCCAACCUGCUGUGCUCUUCUCUGGAGGCCGUCUUUAUCCACGGCAUCAAGAGCAAAUAUGUCCGCUCCAAGGCCGGAGGACAUGGCAGGAAAGGGGGGUCCCGGGGACCCCUCCCCCAGCCUGUGUUCUGGAGCCUUCUCAAGACGGUCACUCACAGUGACGUGAUCACGGAGCUGGAGAAGCUGAGCUUUGUGGGUACGGACGUGGGUCGCUGCCGGGCCUGGCUGCGMCUGGCCCUCAACCACGGCCUGAUGGAGUGCUACUUGGCCUCCCUAUUCCGUGAGGACUCCAACCUGCAGGCCCACUACCAGCCCUCCGCCCUGCUCCUGGACCCUGAGGAGCGUGAGGUGCUGCUCAGUUAUCUCCAGGGCCUGGCCUCCCUGGUCUUCAACCUUUCGUACAAGUCAGCCGUGCUCAACGAGUGGACCACCACCCCACUGGCUCUGGCCGGCCUCUGCCCCACCACCCAGGCCGACGCUGUCGACCUUCCCAGUCUCACCAAACACAAGGAUUCUUGGGAUACGGUGUCACUGUCGUCCGGCGGGUCGGAUACGGUCGAAGUGCAGCAUGGGGGGACAGGGGUGCUGGGGAGGGUGAUUGGGGGMGUUUCAGGGGGUAGGACCCCUCUAAAUUCUUCUAAUUUGAGCCUGGACACCACAGGGUCAUCUCAGCUCUCCUCCAGCCUAAGCUCAGACAGUCUGCUGCAGGGUCAUGACCCCAAGAGCCCAGACAAGGAGCCCUGGCCAUGUGACCUAGAGAUCUCUGCCAGACUGGAGAACGAUGUCAAUGCCAAGAGGCCUCUUAAAGAUGUUCUGGCAGACUUCAGGGAGAGUACCAACUCCAGUCAGGAUUCCAUGCACGAGGAUUCGUACGUUUCCACUCCGGGUGCAGACCACCUCUCAGAGAAUACGGCCUUCAGCGGUUCUGACGGCGAGACCCAGGGGCCAUUCACACCCCUCACUGGCUCCUCUAACCCUGCUUCAGUGGGGUCAGACCAGGAGGAGCCGUCCACUAAGACCCAUGUCCCUUCCGAAGUGUACUUGCACACUGAAGUGCCCUCCAGUCACAGUGACUGUGUGGAGAGCUUUUCCGGUCCGGGCUGCUCUGCCCCCCAGCUCGCACAGAGGGUGUGUCUCCCUGACCCCCACCAAAGCCCCAGCUGA